CAAAUGUCUCCAGAGCCUUUUGCAACAGAUGAUAUUCCAUUAAGUACUUAAAUCCAGAAGAAGAAGUAGGUAUUGUCACUUUUGAUUCCAGAAGUAUUGCCAUCUGACACUCUCUAGACCUUAUGGGACACUCUUUGGCUGACUACUAAGCAAUUUUCAGGCCGCCACAUCAAAGCUUGAACAUGGGAAUCUUAAGUCAACUGUUGAUCAUCUUUCUUCUCUUUGGAAUCACAGUGUUCUGCCAAUACGAAGCUGAUUUUGAGGAUGAAUAUGAAAAUGAAAUAGAUAAUGAAUAUCCAUCCAUUUUUCAUCACAUUCCUAGUGUAGAAUAUGUCUUUCCAUACUCUAUCAUAUCUACAGAAUGUGCCAAAGAAUGUUUCUGCCCGCCUACUUACCCAGUAGCUAUGUAUUGUGAUCACCGUAAACUUCAGACCAUACCAAUCAUUCCCUCUCAUAUCCAGCAACUGUAUCUGCAGUAUAAUGAUAUUGAAGCUCUGCCACUGGAAUCCUUUGCUAAUGCUACUGCUCUGAAAGACAUGAACCUCAGUCACAACAAAAUCAAGUCACAUAUGAUUGAUAGUGGUGUCUUUACCAAACUGUCAAAUUUAGUGCAACUUCAUUUAGAAUACAAUCAGUUAGAAGAAGUUCCAUCACCUCUACCUAGAAGCUUAGAACGCUUGAUCCUAGGUUUCAAUCAAAUUUCCAGACUUCCCAGCCAAGCAGUAGAAGGUUUAGUAAAUAUGACUAUGCUUGACCUUUGUAACAACUAUCUUGAUGAUUCUCAGCUCAAAGGAAUACAUUUGUCAAAUAUGGGAAACCUAAUGCAGAUUAACCUCUGUAGCAACAGACUACAGUCAAUGCCUCCUGAACUACCAGAUUCACUUAUGUAUCUUUCCCUUGAAAAUAACUCAAUUUCUUUCAUCCCAUAUAAUUAUUUCCAGAAACUUCCAAAUCUUAUUGCUCUAAGAAUGUCAUACAACAAUCUAGAAGAAGUUCCUUAUAAUGCUUUUAACCUUCCUCAUCUUAUAGAACUCAAUCUUGGACAUAAUAAACUGAAGCAAGUCUUCUAUAUUCCAAGAACCCUGCAGCAUUUGUACAUAGAAGAUAAUGACAUAGAAGUUAUGAACAUUACAUUAAUGUGCCCUUCUAUGGAUGCACUGAAUUUCAGACACUUAACCUAUAUACGAGUGGACCAAAAUAAGCUCACAGCCCCAAUAAGCACAUAUGCUUUUUUCUGCUUUCCGCACAUACGCAGCAUUUAUUAUGGUGAACAAAAAAUUCCUGCCAAUCAACAAACACGAUUGAGAACUCCAGUGUUCCGAAGGUAUCUAACACCAGAAGAAUUUGAUGAAAUGGAAGAUGACUAUCAAGAACAAGAUCAAGAUCACAGUCUCAGAGGAAGGGAUGAAGAUGAUGACUUCGAUCCUUAUUUUUAUUAAGUGAUCAUAAUAUGUAGUGACGUUUCUUUAAACUGGGUAAUAUGCUGAUUUUAAAGCUAAUAGAAUAAUUUGGUAGAUGUAAAACAUUUGUAAUCCAUUCAGAAAUGGAGCUUCUCAAACAUUUCUAAAUAUUACACCAACACAACUAGAAGUAUUCAUUUAUAUAAAACAAGCAUAGCGACCACUAUGCUUGUAUAAUGUUUGUCUGAUACAACUAUCCAAUAGCAAGCAGGAAAGAACAGAAAAAAGGAGUUUCUGCCUACAAACAUUUCAUUUAUUAUUAUUCAAUAUGGAAUGAUAGUGUCAGGAAACAUAGUUGUAGAACAGAUAGCUGUGUUAGUCUGUGAUACUAUAUCAGGCAAAACCAGAAGAAGAAUGAAUA
This is a messenger RNA of Pogona vitticeps (central bearded dragon), 1821 nucleotides long. It is a transcript of the gene OMD, whose product is annotated as osteomodulin. Lineage: Eukaryota; Metazoa; Chordata; Lepidosauria; Squamata; Agamidae. Gene Ontology annotation, molecular function: protein binding. The record is from RefSeq and is a predicted model, not a curated record.